Molecule: messenger RNA, 1008 nt
Organism: Podospora anserina S mat+
Lineage: Eukaryota; Fungi; Ascomycota; Sordariomycetes; Sordariales; Podosporaceae
Exons: 1
Coding region: 1-1008 (335 amino acids)
Molecular function (GO): nickel cation binding
Source: RefSeq, a predicted model, not a curated record
AUGAACUCACCAUUUCCCAAAUCUACGUCCGUUCCGGGGCAGGGCCACCUCGUCGCAAAGCUCCUACCCGAGGGCAUCUCCGGCCUCGAGACCUUCACCUACCAGUACCCUCUCAAACUCAUCUCACCUUCACGACCGUCCGAAGAUGAGAGCGUGCUGGUCUUCCUACUCUCCUACGGCGGCGGACUGGUGGCUGGCGACAAGGUCAAUCUUAAGGUCGACGUGCGAGCCAAGGCCAAGCUGACCAUCGUCACACAAGGCCACACCAAGGUGUUCACGUCCACCUCCCCCGACAUCGUCACGCGACAGGACAUGCAUGUCCACAUUGCGUCCGAAGGCGCACUCUGCCUCUUGCCCGAUCCGGUGCAGCCAUUCGCAGGGAGUGUGUAUGAGCAAACACAGAUAUUUCGGCUUGAGGAGGACGCCUCGAUAUGUCUUCUCGACUGGGUCACGCGGGGUCGCACUGCGCGAGGAGAGAACUGGAGUUUUGUGCGAUGGGUUGGGCGCAAUGAGAUAUGGGUUAUCCCUGCUGCUCAGGAAGACGGAAAGACGGAUUCGAGAGAAAGGUUGCUUGUCAGAGAUGCCGUGAUCCUGGACAGCAACAGGUCUCACCCGGAACUGGCCAAGCUCCGAGACUCGAUGCACGGCGUGGGUAUCGUGGGGACACUGCUGCUCAGGGGGCCGCUGAUGAAGUCGCUGGGAGACUUCUUCCUGGCCGAGUUCGCUGCUCUCCCGAGACUUGGGGCUCGUGAUUUCCGAAGCGAUGCUGCUAAGCAGGCAGCAGCGUUAGCUCAGGCAACUCCGCGAGAAAAAUGGAGGGCCGAGAGACUCGUGAUGGAAAAUAACAGCAAGCUGUUGUGGUCGGCCGCCAACGUACGGGGUUGUGUGGUGGUCAAGUUCGGAGCCCCUGAGGUGGAAGACGGACGGCUGUGGAUUGGAUCCAUGCUGCAGGAAGAGGGAAGCAUCUCGCACCACUUUGGAGACCAUGCCCUUAUGUGUGUACGAUGA